Sinocyclocheilus rhinocerous is the source of this 474-nucleotide messenger RNA. Its product is annotated as zinc finger protein 664-like. The record is from RefSeq and is a predicted model, not a curated record. Gene Ontology annotation, molecular function: RNA polymerase II cis-regulatory region sequence-specific DNA binding; DNA-binding transcription factor activity. The annotation marks the transcript as partial. Gene Ontology annotation, biological process: regulation of transcription by RNA polymerase II. NCBI's taxonomy places the organism in Eukaryota, Metazoa, Chordata, Actinopteri, Cypriniformes, Cyprinidae. The transcript has a single exon.
CAUCUUAAGGAACACAUGAUGAUCCACACUGGAGAGAAACUUUACACAUGUGAUCAAUGUGGCAAAUCAUUUUUGAGGGCAUCAGACCUGACGAAACACCUGAAAAUUCAUACAAAUGAGAAGCCGCAUUCAUGUUAUUUGUGUGGAAAGAGUUUUUCAUGUCUACAAAGUUUAAAAGUACAUCAGAAAACACACACUGGUGUGAGAGACUACAUGUGCUUUGAGUGUGAAAAGACUUUUACUUCAGCAAACACUUUAAAACUGCAUGAGAGGAUUCACACUGGAGAGAAACCUUACAAGUGUUCACAAUGUGACAAGAGAUUCAGUCAGGCAGCACAUCUGAAAAGACACGAGAGGAUCCACACUGGAGAAAAACCUUACAAGUGUUCACACUGUGACAAGAGAUUCAGUUGGUCAACACAUCUAAAAACACACGAGAGGAUCCACACUGGAGAAAAACCUUACAAGUGUUCA